Messenger RNA from Phymastichus coffea, 1441 nucleotides. Its product is annotated as abasic site processing protein HMCES. Gene Ontology annotation, biological process: DNA damage response. The coding region runs from base 232 to 1041 and encodes 269 amino acids. Gene Ontology annotation, molecular function: single-stranded DNA binding. The record is from RefSeq and is a predicted model, not a curated record. The transcript is spliced from 6 exons. NCBI's taxonomy places the organism in Eukaryota, Metazoa, Arthropoda, Insecta, Hymenoptera, Eulophidae.
UCAAGCGCAGAAAAAUCCGGCACUUUUGCUUAUAUUUUGUUUACAACGCGUUUCAGAUUUUACAUAUGCAUCGUAUGGGAAUCAUAUUGCAUAAAAUAAAAUUGCAUUAACAUUCCGAAACACAUAUUUCACGGUAUUGUACAGUCAUUAAAUUAUUGAGAUUAUUUUAAUCUAAGUCGUGACAUUUAGAAAUAAUCCCGCUAAAAUUCGUUAGUCGCAGAGAUUAAGAUUAUGUGUCGAUUUUGCACCUGCCAACUAUCAAAAGCAGAACUCGGUAAGAAAUGUGCUUACAAGAAAAACAAUAUAGAACAAGAUGUUCUUUGGAAUACAAACGGAAACUUUGUUGAUUAUCAACAAUCAGAUAUAUUGCGGCCAAAAGACACUGGUUUACCCGUAAUAGUUGACGGAAAACAUUUGCAAAGUUCUGAAAGUCGCCUUUUCUGUCCAAUGUAUUGGAGUUUGGUUCCAUCAUGGUUUAAGGGUGAUUUGCACGAGUGGCAAGCUACAACGCAUAAUGCUCGCGUUGAAAAUCUCAAUCAAAGCAAAAUUUAUUCAGCGUCAGUGAAUGAAGGCAAACGUUGUGUUGUAGUAAUGGAAGGCUUUUUUGAGUUCAAAAAAACUGGACAAGGGCCAGCUGAAGUGUAUUUUCUUCAGUCUCCAGACAACAAUUUGUUGAAAGCUGCAGGUCUCUUCAGUACUGUGAAAACUAAAAAGGGAGUAACUUUGAAUACCUGUACAGUAAUAACAACAGAAGCAGAAAAUGAUGUCAAGCAAGUUCAUCAUAGAGUUCCUUUAUUGCUUCGUGAUGACUCUGAUGUUGAGGCUUGGCUAAACUUCAAAACAGUUUCAUCAUCAGAUGCAAUAUUCAAAAUAAAAAACAACAAACAACUUGAUUUAAAGUUUCACAAAACUUCUAAAAUUGGCUCUAGAGAACCAGCUGAAGUAGGCUUUAAGAAAAAAAUAUUAGGAUCAAGAAGUGUAAUGUCAAACUGGCUUAACUCUGGAUCUGGCAAAGGCGUUAAACGUAAAGCAGAAGAUUAAGUUUUACUUUAUAACAAAACCUAAUCUUUUUACUUGAGAUUGUUAGAAUUCUUGGAAAUUCGUCUCUUAUACAAAGCUAGUACUCGUUAUUAAUAAUUUAUGUAAUUUUUAAGUAACUGUUUUUGUACUCAUUUGUAAAAUUUCGCUCAAUAAAACGUAUAUUUCUAGGAAAUGUAAAGGGAUUUUUAUCAAGAUAAUAAAUGCACACUUAAAUGAAAUCGAAAAAAAAUUUUUAUUCUCUUUCUCCACCAAAAAAGACAAAUAUAUCGUUUAAUUGACAAUGAUAAGACAUCGAAAGUAAACGGAAGAGAAAAAAAGAAACUUAUAAUUGAAUUAUUAAUAAUAAAAACGCGAAACGAAUGACAAAGAAAAAAAAUAACUUCGAAAAAAAAGGCAAAGU